This is a messenger RNA of Choloepus didactylus (southern two-toed sloth), 1428 nucleotides long. RefSeq names its product cyclin dependent kinase 2 associated protein 2 (gene CDK2AP2). The record is from RefSeq and is a predicted model, not a curated record. Lineage: Eukaryota; Metazoa; Chordata; Mammalia; Pilosa; Megalonychidae. Gene Ontology annotation, biological process: regulation of microtubule cytoskeleton organization; negative regulation of G1/S transition of mitotic cell cycle. Bases 580 to 963 code for a protein of 127 amino acids. The transcript is spliced from 4 exons. Gene Ontology annotation, cellular component: cytoplasm; nucleus; microtubule.
UGGCGACCGGAGAGAAGAGGCGCUCUUGGCGGCGGCGGCGACGGCUACGGCAGCUUCUGCCGGACCGAGACUGGACCGAGGCCAGGCGGCGCGCAGCUGACGUGCGAAGCCGCGCCGGGAGAGGCGGGAGGGCGGCUCCCGCGCCCGGGAGGAGCCCCUCGGUCCGAACUGCGGCGGCCCAGACCCCGGUCCCCGGUCCCCGGUCCCGGGGCCCCGCCCCUGGGGCCUUGGGACUAAUCGGAUUGAGGGCGCGUUGGCCCGGACCGCAAACUCGCCAGUUGCGGAGGGCGCCGCUCACUACCCAAUCCGAGGCAGACAGGUGCGAGGUCCGGAAGGCGGGAGCCAAUCAACGGCGGUUGCGACCGUUGGGGGCCGGUUUCGGCCAAUAAGGAGGCUCGAGUGACAGCUUGGCGCGCCAAUCGGGAGUGAGGAAGCGGUCGCGCCCGCCCGUCCUUCCGGCCGGAGCUUUAUUUACCCGGGGCGUGCAGCCCGUUUGCCAAUCAGCGCGCGGCCAAGCGGCCGGGCAGCCAACCCCCAAGGAGCCGCCGGCCGGCGUCCUGCCGCACCCAGGAGUUGGGGAUGUCCUACAAGCCCAUCGCCCCCGCCCCCAGCAGCACCCCCGGCUCCAGUACCCCUGGGCCGGGCACUCCGGUCCCUACAGCCGGUAGUGUCCCGUCGCCGUCGGGCUCGGUGCCCGGAGCCGCUGCCCCCUUCAGACCACUGUUUAACGACUUUGGACCGCCCUCCAUGGGCUACGUGCAGGCGAUGAAGCCCCCAGGGGCCCAGGGCUCCCAGAGCACCUACACGGACCUGCUGUCGGUCAUCGAGGAGAUGGGUAAAGAGAUCAGGCCCACCUAUGCCGGCAGCAAGAGCGCCAUGGAGCGCCUCAAGAGAGGCAUCAUCCAUGCCCGGGCCCUAGUCAGAGAGUGUCUGGCCGAGACAGAGCGGAACGCCCGCACGUAACAAGAAGCUCCUCCGCCUCGGCGUCUGGACCUCUCCUAGCCACAGCAGAGCACCUGCUUCUUCCUGGCCUUCACCCCGAGUUGCACUUCCUGUCCUGGGCUUCCUGUCCCGUGUCCCUUGGUGGGAGCCCUCCAGGAACCAGGAGGCAGCUCCCACUCGAGUCAGCAGCACGAGCUGGGGCCCCCUGCAAUAGUUAGCAGUGAGGUCACUUGUGAGUCCCACCCAUGACCUGCUAACAACGUUGACCCUGUGGGAGCUUCCCCAUUCCUGAGGUCCCCCCACUCGGCACUUCCCAGCACUUCUCACCACUUCGUCCCUGAGCCCCUUCUCUCCACGGCAGGCCCUGGCAAGGCCUGUCACCUCCCUGCCUUGACUCCUGGGCCAUAGUGACUCUUUUCUCAGUGUGUCUUUUGCUAAAUAAGUCCUUUUUGUAUAAAUAAAGAAUGAUUUGGAGUUCUUCUCUCA